Acanthosepion pharaonis is the source of this 690-nucleotide messenger RNA. NCBI's taxonomy places the organism in Eukaryota, Metazoa, Mollusca, Cephalopoda, Sepiida, Sepiidae. The record is from the annotation of a GenBank genome assembly.
AUGCUUACUUCUCCUGUUGAGAUUUUUUUAAAUUUUCUCUCUCUCUCUCUCUCUCUCUCUCUCUCUCUCUCUCUCUCUCACACACACACAUAUAUACAUAUAUAUUACUUCGCCUUGGGCACCUCUCAUUCACACUUAUGGCAGCACCAUAAUAACUGUCUUCUUUUGCGUCGUACACUAUUUUUACGCUCGCUGCAAUUUCUUUAUUUCACUUUUCCUGGAUUCUCUCUCUCUCUCUCUCUCUCUCUCUCUCUCUCUCUCUCUCUCUCUCUCCUUGACAAUAUUUUUUUUCUCUUCUCUCUCUCUCUCUGCUAUACAUAUAUAUAUAUAUAUAUAUAUAUAUAUAUAUAUCGCUUUCUCUCUCUCUCUCUUUAUCUCUCCUUCUCUCGCUUUCUAUCCUAUAUAUAUAUGUGUGUGUGUGUGUGUGUAUCGCUUUCUCUCUCUUUAUCUCUCUUUUUCUCCCUUUUUUUCUCUUUCUCCCUUUUUUCUCUUUCUGCCUUUCUUUCUCUCUAUCUUUCCUUCGCUUUUACUCUAUCUUUCUUUCACUCUAUCUCAACCUUUCUCUCGAUAUCACCCUUUUCCUCUUUCCCCUCAUUCUCUUUCCCUCUCUUUCCCCUCUCUCAUUCUAUCUAUCUAUCUAUCUAUCUAUCUAUCUAUCUAUCUAUCUAUCUAUCUAUCUAUCUAUCAUGA